UCUCUGACACCCUCAAGUUGUUCUUCCUUUUGGCUUGCUUACACAAGAGCACAGUCUUUCCAGCUUCUGCUUGGCUAUGAUCCUCUCUCACCCUAAAUAUCUGUCCACAGGUCAACGGUAAAGACUUAUCCAGAGCGACUCAUGACCAGGCUGUGGAAGCUUUCAAGACCGCCAAAGAGCCCAUUGUGGUGCAGGUGUUGAGGAGAACGCCUCGGACCAAAAUGUUCACACCUCCGUCAGAGUCGCAGCUGGUGGACACGGGAACUCAAACCGACAUCACCUUCGAGCACAUCAUGGCGCUCACCAAGAUGUCCUCUCCCACCCCGCCUGUGCUGGAUCCCUAUCUCCUGCCAGAGGAGCACCCCUCGGCCCACGAGUACUAUGACCCCAGUGACUACAUUGGAGGUGUCCAUCAGGAAAUGGACAGGGAGGAACUGGAGUUGGAGGAAGUGGAUCUCUACAGAAUGAACAGCCAGGACAAGCUGGGCCUCACCGUGUGCUACCGGACUGAUGAUGAAGAUGACAUUGGGAUUUACAUAAGUGAGAUCGACCCUAACAGCAUUGCGGCCAAGGAUGGGCGCAUCCGAGAAGGAGACCGCAUUAUCCAGAUUAAUGGGAUAGAGGUACAGAACCGUGAAGAGGCCGUGGCUCUCCUAACCAGUGAAGAAAACAAGAACUUUUCCUUGCUGAUUGCAAGGCCCGAACUCCAGCUGGACGAGGGCUGGAUGGACGACGACCGAAACGACUUUCUGGACCACCUGCACAUGGACAUGCUGGAGGAGCAGCACCAUCAGGCCAUGCAGGGGACAACUCAGGAACAUCAAACAGAACUACCCUAUGGGAGGCAAGCAGAAGAAUUCCUUUUUAUCCCAGAAAUAAAGGCAAUCGGGAAUGAAGAAACAAUCGUGUUGGUGCCAGAAAGUGGCAUCAUAGGGGAUCUGCGGCCAGAUUUUGCUGAUUUAUGCGUCCAUGGAGAAGAGAAGGCCAUCAACACCACAUCAGCAGAGAGCGGUAAGAACAUCUAUGAGCUUUACGCUGAUGUUGGGAGACCUUCAAGUCUCUGUUGCAACCACUCGGUUCUGCUGCUGGAUCAUGAAUGCAGCCAGAGACGAGCAAUUCCCAGCGGCCUCAAGCUGUACUCGUCACGCCCUAAUGCGUAG
Messenger RNA from Leptonychotes weddellii (Weddell seal), 1160 nucleotides. The record is from RefSeq and is a predicted model, not a curated record. NCBI's taxonomy places the organism in Eukaryota, Metazoa, Chordata, Mammalia, Carnivora, Phocidae.